AUUUAGUCGGCCGUCGCUGCUAUUUCUCCCAUUCGAGAAACGGACGACACCAUUGAAAUUGGACCAUUCCAUUGCGGUGGAUCAUUCGAGAAGAAGUGACGUGUAAAGACGGGAGGCCAAUCUCACUGUGUCAUCUUCUUCCACUCUUCGAUCUCCGACAACAACAGAACUACCAACAACAACCUCCACCACCACCACCUCGUCCUCCUCCUCCACCUCGUCCUCCUCCUCCACCACCACCGCCGCCGCCUCUUCAGUGCGAAUCUCCAACAACAACAACCCACCUUCGACCCCUCCACACCUCACUCCCUGCAUCAACAUGUCUGGACUCACGGCCGGCGAGAAGUUCCCAGAGGGCGUCAAGUUCAAAUACAUUGCAUGGACCACCCCCGACCCCAAAGUCUGUGGUUUUCCCAUCACCUACGACACCGACAAGGAGUUCGCCAGCAAGAAGGUCGUGUUGGUGUCGUUGCCAGGUGCUUUCACACCCACCUGCUCGGCCAACCACGUUCCUCGCUACAUUGAACACAUCGCAGACCUCAAGAAGAAGGGUGUUGAGCAGCUCAUUAUCAUAGCCCCUAAUGACGCCUUCGUUAUGUCAGGUUGGCAAAAGGUCAACCUCGGCUCCACUGAUGAGGACAACAAGUUCACAAUCUUCGCCAGCGAUCUGGAGACGAACCUGGCAAAGCAGAUUGGCUGGACCGCUCAAGGAGACGCAAGCCGCAACGGCCGCUUUGCUGCCAUCAUUGACCACGGCAAGGUCACUUACGCUGGCUUCGAGACCGAGCUCCAGACGGUCAGCGUCUCUGGCGUCGAUGCCGUCUUGGAGAAGCUCUGAGCGAGCAAUUGUGUGCGGAAGAGAAGCACCGCCAACGAGGCUGACGAAGUUAUGGCAGAGAACUCGACUGACGAUAGAGGAUAGAUAAAGAAGCGCAGGCGUCUAGACUGGGCGGUUAGCAGUUGCCAAUCUCAUUCUCGUACAGGUAUUCGCAUCUCACUUGGAGUUUCCUGGUAGAAUACCAUAGCAGUGGGACACAAUUGCGUAUCAGCUCGAUAAUUGGGGCGAUCGCCGAUUUAUCAAGGACGGCAGGCAGAUCGUUCUUCUGCAUUCUUGGCGGCCAGGCAGCUGUUCGAUGAUUUCAACUCGUCGCCCGCCAUUUGAGCAACGUCGGACAGAUUCCAACACAGUGGCCAAAUCUUGUGGGACGACUCCUGAAGUCUCCGUGAACCGACCUGUCCAUUUUCCCACAUGCCUGAUGCCAUUAUCAACCUUUGAUGACUUCUGUUUUCAGUCUUGUUGAAGAUGAGCUCCGGUGAUGCCUUGAGUUUCAGCCUAGUUUGGCACGGAAGACUGGGUCGUCCCUUGCAAACCUUGUUGGUGAAACGCCAUCAACCUGGGCAGCUACCUCUGCCACACUGCUGACGACGAGAUGCCCUCGUCAGUGGCAGAUUACGUCUCAAUAAGAUAAUCUGCUUCUUCACGCCGUCUGCCUUUGACCGCCCUCGUCCGCCAUCUUCUUCUGCUGCCAUCCACGUCAAAAGCUGCAUCUGCAUCAGCUCACAGACCACCAUGAUCUAAUAACAUCCAACACGAAAACGCUGCCUGCCAAAUUGCAACCUGCUUCUCUCGGCCUUGUUGACCUUCUGACGGUAAUUCCUCGUACGAUAGGAAUAUAAGGUAUAUCCCGGGCUCUUUUUAUAAUUGUGCCAACUCAUCAUUGUCCGCUUCUACUUGUUCAAGAUGCCUUCUGCCUGGAAACGCUGGUGGCGCAACAACCUCAACAAAUUGAAGAAGAAGAACAAGAACCGACCGAUCUUCGACCGAGAUUUUAAUGACGACCAGCGUGGCCUCCGACCGACGCAGCAAAGACCAUACACACACUCGAGCGUAGGCGGCCCUCCGCUACCACCAGGUUCGACCCACGUUGCAAGAGAUCCCUUUGAUCGAUUCGGACACUCGCAUCCUGCGCCUCGUCACAAUCGAGCUGCAUCGUACAGUCGUGUGGGACGACCGAGAACGUCGUACAGCAGCGACAGUUCUGAUUCUUUUCGGACUGCGCCACAACAAGACUUCAAGUGUUGAGGGUCCAACUCCGGUAGACUGCGCUGGAGCGAGCCGUGUGUACGCAGUCUGUAACAAGUGAAUGAUAAGGUAGCGACGACAACGAGACACAAUCAUGACUGUUUCGACGGGCGCGGCAGUGGGGAUCGCGAUGGGAAGCCUCAUUGCUGGAAUCCUCAUCUGUGGUCUGGUGGUGGAUCUGCUGGGUGGACAUAGAUACAUUCUCAAAAAGAGGCCUGCUAGAGGGGCAGAUGGCGAGGAUGGGAACCUCGAAGAGUCGAUAUUCGGAGAGAAAGCAUCUCGGUCUCAUCGAGGCGGACCCAUCGAUCCUGAAAGAAUCCUCUCGACGCCCGAACAACAACAAAACUCUCCUGUUAGUUCCCUCGAUUCCAGCUCUUCUUCCAUAGCUACCAUUGAAACCCUCGACCAAGAAGUUCGCCAAGAAUUCGUCAAUCUCAACAUUGCAAUCAAAGGCCACGCCGAACUGUACUAC
Molecule: messenger RNA, 2555 nt
Organism: Sphaerulina musiva SO2202
Lineage: Eukaryota; Fungi; Ascomycota; Dothideomycetes; Mycosphaerellales; Mycosphaerellaceae
Product: Redoxin
Exons: 4
Coding region: 320-838 (172 amino acids)
Biological process (GO): cellular response to oxidative stress; hydrogen peroxide catabolic process; cell redox homeostasis
Cellular component (GO): cytoplasm; peroxisome; mitochondrion
Molecular function (GO): thioredoxin peroxidase activity
Source: RefSeq, a predicted model, not a curated record